CUUGCUACUGCAAGUAAAUAAAAAAGAAGAAAUGUAAGAAAAGCGAUAGGUUACAUACAUUCCAUCCAUGAAAGGACUUUCAGGUCUUACUGAUAUAGGACAUACAACAAUGAUUAAAAAAACUUCAUGAUACUACAAAUGAAUGGAAUACUGAGAAUCUUCCCUAAAGAGAAAAACAUUUCAGAUCUCUUUUAGUGACAGAAUUUCAAUUACCUGUGGCUUGCUUAGCAGAAAAUAGCACAGGCAAUUUGCUUCCAGGGAGUUUAAUAAUCAUAUCCUUAGGCUUUCACUGUGCAUGUUUAACUUUAGGCAAAGAUUUGAAAAUGAUGGCACUAAUGAGCAGUCAGCCAAGAUUCAGACUCCUUGAUUUUAUGACAGAUUAUGAAACACAGUCCAGAUUUCUUAGUUGCCUGGCACACCACAACAUGAUUUUGUAAUGGUUCAAGAACCAGUCACAGGUGUAUACUUCAUAGUCUCUGCUAAAGUGGCCUUUGCCCUCUGGGUCAAACACGUAAAACUGCAUGCUGUUAAUGCAGUUUCUCGGGGAUCGGUGCCUGCAGAAAGCAGUUUGUCCGCAGGGCACGAGUGGUGACGUGUCAACCCACGCCAUAAGCGUGCGGGUCCCCGUCACUGCAGGGAGAGCCGUGUGACGGGCUGCUGCGUGCCCCCGCUCCUCGCACUCCGCGUUGCGGCACGGCGGGAUGACAACGCUAAGGGUCCCAAUGUCAUUCCCGUAAGCUCAGAGUAAAAGCCGAGUCCGCUCCUCCCCGCGGCGGCCGAGGGAUGGGCCGCGCGGACGGCUCCUCCAUUUUCUGUCACAGGGGAGUGAGCACGGUCCAUCUUGUGACGUCGAUGGCUCCGCACUCCUGGGUGACGCGUGAUCAGACGCUAAAAUCUGGCGCUGGACCGUCAAAGCAUUUUACAAAACGAAAUGAUUAUCACCUCUACCUGCCGCUCUGACGCAAGACGUGUUUCGGUUACCCCGACGCCGGUGGGCGGAGCUCUCCUUUCCUUCCGCCCCGCCGCCGCUCUGUGGGCGUCACUUCCAUCCGCCGUGCCACCGCCGCCAGGAUGAUUCCGCCGGUGCAGGUCUCGCCGCUCAUCAAGUUCACCCGGUACUCGGCCCUGCUGGUGGGGAUGAUCUAUGGCAAGAAGCGAUACGACUACCUAAAGCCUAUUGCUGAAGAAGAGAGAAGAAUAGAGGCUGAAGAGAAAAAGAAACGUGAAGAACUUGAGCGGAUUGCAAAAGAGCUUGCAGAAGCAAGUGAAGAAUCUAUACUGAAAUGAACAAAAGAUUGGAUCUUAAUUUCACACAUGGAAAUACAUGGCUAGGCUCUGAACUGUUCAGUAGUUGGUGGACUUUGCAUGCUAUUCUAUCAAUAAAAUGCUUACAACGC
Grus americana (Whooping crane) is the source of this 1397-nucleotide messenger RNA. It is a transcript of the gene ATP5ME, whose product is annotated as ATP synthase membrane subunit e. Gene Ontology annotation, molecular function: proton transmembrane transporter activity. NCBI's taxonomy places the organism in Eukaryota, Metazoa, Chordata, Aves, Gruiformes, Gruidae. The coding region runs from base 1072 to 1287 and encodes 71 amino acids. The record is from RefSeq and is a predicted model, not a curated record. The transcript is spliced from 4 exons. Gene Ontology annotation, biological process: proton motive force-driven ATP synthesis.